Messenger RNA from Exophiala oligosperma, 1051 nucleotides. RefSeq lists its product as hypothetical. NCBI's taxonomy places the organism in Eukaryota, Fungi, Ascomycota, Eurotiomycetes, Chaetothyriales, Herpotrichiellaceae. Bases 82 to 471 code for a protein of 129 amino acids. The transcript has 2 exons. The record is from RefSeq and is a predicted model, not a curated record.
GUUCGUCAUUCCCUUUGCACCAAGGCCUUCUGAAGCAUUUGAGAUUCAGUACAUUUUAGACAAGCUCAUAGAUCAUAUACCAUGUUGACACUCCCGCCUAUUUCGAAAGUGGCCACACUCACCACCGAAGAGAGGGCACAAGUACUCGACACUCUGUUUGAACCAUGCCAACAACUCCAUACAUUAUCAGUCAGCCUGCUUCGGGAAAAAUCUUUUGCAUCUUAUGAUGAGCUCAUAGACGCAGUCGGCCAGCAGCUCAAAGACCUCUGCGAGUCCAGGUUAGAAAGCGACAAUAAGUGGUUGGAAACUAUCCUGUCUGCCCACCCUCGCCUGGGCGAGAAGAAGGUUGAGAGCGAACAAAGUAGAAAAGAGCAAGCCCAGCUCAAUCAGGGUGGCGAGGAGCAGGCGGCGAAGCUCGCAGAGAUGAACAGGAAUUACGAACGCGCCUUUCCAGGCUUACGAUAUGUGUAAGGUCUCCCAGCACAUCUAGAUUGGUGUCUGCAAACUAUCGCUCAUUGCCGAUCUACAGCGUCUUUGUGAAUGGGCGAAGCCGUCCUGUGAUCAUGGCGGAUAUGGAGAAAAGAAUCGAACGAGGUGACAUCGAGCAGGAGAAGCGAGACUCGAUCAAGGCCAUGUGCGAAAUUGCCUCUGAUCGGGCCAGGAAAUUGAACAUGUGAAAACUUCAUGGACAGGCUUCUGUCAAAGAUCUGGCUUUGGGCUGGCCGACGAGGUCUCGAUGGUUCUUCAACCUUGACUAUCCACGACCAUUGCGCUGUUCGUAGGUCGAAACUGACGUAUAAGGGGGGCAUGUACCCCAUUUCACGCCUCGAAAUCCGGCUAGCCUAGUAGGGGGGUUCAAUGUCGUCUGUUCUUAUAGGCCAGUAUCUGCAAAGCCCUCGCAUUGAGCGUUCCUUCAGGGUCAUUCGGCACAAUACAUAAAAGAUGAGAUAUACGAAGGAGAGGACUAGAAGUCAUACGUGGGAACCUCGACCAUGUAGAAUGCCUCUGUCUUUUAUGUGUGUGUGAAUACAUUAUGUAUACAAGGCCACCC